UACUAGAGUUUAAGGUAGUGGAUUUACCACUUGAAAGUGUUUUUAGGGCUUUUCGCGGGUUUUGUCGUCCCUCUUCUCUUGGCUGUUGCCUUCACACCUUCCUUCUCCCCCUAUUUCUCUCUCCUCCGACGAUUCCACAUUUUCAAUUUCUCACUCAGCUACUUAGUGUGAAUUAAGAUGAGUACUGGAGGAGAAAAAACGACUGGCAAUACUAAAACUCCUGCAGAUUUUCUCAAAUCAAUUCGCGGUCGUCCUGUUGUUGUGAAGCUUAAUUCUGGUGUUGAUUAUCGUGGUAUUUUAGCAUGCCUGGACGGAUACAUGAACAUUGCAAUGGAGCAAACAGAAGAGUAUGUUAACGGUCAGCUGAAAAAUAAAUACGGUGAUGCAUUCAUUCGUGGAAACAAUGUGCUAUAUAUCAGUACAACAAAGAGGACACUUGCUGAUGGAGCUUAGUUCUGGGCUGGAAAAUUGUUGGAGCAAUCUGAAUUCGUGCUGUUGUCAUUCUGACAUUGAAGUGUAGACUUUAAAGAUCUAGAUUGGGGCAGAAGCUUUUUAACUGGUGACUGAACCUGGUUUUCUUCUCAUUCUAGAUAAUUGUAUGUAACAAGCACAUCGACGUGAAGAGUUAAUUGUUAGCAUGACAUUUAUAAUCAUCAGUUAAUUCAAUUUUGUUUUUGCAUAUUUGGACGUGGGCACGUGGCUGUUCUAAUCCAAAUGAGCCUGGAAGAACAUUGGGCCUUAUUUUGCUGCACAGUUUUUUUCCUAAACAGAAUUUGAUUUAUUGCUCAGCUUGAGAACA
This is a messenger RNA of Chenopodium quinoa (quinoa), 799 nucleotides long. RefSeq names its product sm-like protein LSM36B. Lineage: Eukaryota; Viridiplantae; Streptophyta; Magnoliopsida; Caryophyllales; Amaranthaceae. The transcript is spliced from 4 exons. Bases 178 to 453 code for a protein of 91 amino acids. Gene Ontology annotation, cellular component: P-body; U4/U6 x U5 tri-snRNP complex; sno(s)RNA-containing ribonucleoprotein complex. The record is from RefSeq and is a predicted model, not a curated record. Gene Ontology annotation, biological process: mRNA splicing, via spliceosome; maturation of SSU-rRNA. Gene Ontology annotation, molecular function: RNA binding.